Molecule: messenger RNA, 912 nt
Organism: [Torrubiella] hemipterigena
Lineage: Eukaryota; Fungi; Ascomycota; Sordariomycetes; Hypocreales; Clavicipitaceae
Source: the annotation of a GenBank genome assembly
AUGUCGAUGCAAUCAACGUGGUCUUGCUUAAGACCGGCUACCCUCCAGCUGCCAUCGGCAGUCAGAGCCUUUUCUACAACUCCGGCUGCAUUGGCGGGCUCAAUCCCCCCCGAGUCUCCCAAAUACAUCCGCCUCCCUAACACCCCCCAGUCCGACGAGACGAAACCCGAACGAGUACGCGGUCAUCUCCCCGUGCCUCGCGAGAUCUUCUCUCGCAAAGAUGGCAAUCGCAAGCUUAGCCCCGAAUAUAUCCAAAAGUCUGCGCCCACACGCGCCUCCGACGCCCAGCCCAAAAACGAGACGCAGCGAUGGAAGAAGGAACUCGCCGAUAGCAGACGCAAGAACCUUGAAGAGGGUAUCCAUGCCCUCUGGGAGCGAUACGAAACAAAGAACACCGCCAUGAAGGCUCGCACUGCCAAGAAGUACAACGAUAACUUGAACAGGGCGAGAGCCGGCGAGUCGAAGCUUGAUCGCAUUACGCGCGGCACUGUCAUGGAUGCGCUCCUGGAUACCAAGGUCUACCCUGAUCCCAAGGCGACCCGCCGCUCAGAAGUCAGCCAAUCCAAAUCGCAGUCUCGGGAAAUUGCCAAGAGCAAGACGAGAAUGGAUGCAAUCACAGAACUCUACAUCACCGCCUCCAACUUUAUCGUUUCCGAGACCGAUCUCAAGGCAGAGAUUGACAAAGUGUUUACUGAAGACCACUUCCGAAAGAUGGCGCGCGCCACGGAUCGCUUUGGAGGAAUGGAGAACGUUUGGGGCGUAUACGGCAAGCCUCCGUCAGUUGGCAACAUGUUAGAGUCCACUGCCGGCACCUCAACAAAGCUUAUGGACCGUGACGAGACCGAGUUUGAUCGCUCUGUUAAGAGACAAAAGAGAAUCGCCGAGGAGUUCACUGGUGGCAAAAUGGAGUAA